Messenger RNA from Pseudovirgaria hyperparasitica, 1506 nucleotides. RefSeq names its product 3-carboxy-cis,cis-mucoante lactonizing enzyme. The coding region runs from base 178 to 1266 and encodes 362 amino acids. NCBI's taxonomy places the organism in Eukaryota, Fungi, Ascomycota, Dothideomycetes, Acrospermales, Acrospermaceae. Gene Ontology annotation, molecular function: 6-phosphogluconolactonase activity; protein binding. The transcript is spliced from 3 exons. The record is from RefSeq and is a predicted model, not a curated record.
GUCACGACGUCGUCUUUUUCGGCUACUAUUAAUGGGAUUUACGUCGCCGUGAAUAUCCGCCUUCAAAUCAUGAGGCGCCUAACUACUGGGUCUUCUCUUUGCUCAGCAACCUAGUUGCCUGUUGCUGUACAAUAUUUGGUGGAAGCGCAAGGCUCGAUUGAUGCUUGUCGGCACAACAUGCUGCAUCAUUUGAUGGUUGGCACAUGGACUCCUCCGGGCGCCAUCUUCACAUUCGAAUUCGAUGAUGAGAAACUCACCUUGAAGCUUGUCAAGAAGACUGUCAUACCGCAUGAUGAGCCUAUAUCAUGGAUGACCUUCAGUCAUACCAAAAAGACCAUAUAUGGCGCCGCCUUGAAGAAAUGGUCAAGCUUCACCGUCAAGAGUCCGACAGAGAUUGUACACAAUGGGUCCUUUCCGAUGGAUCAUGAUCCUCGAGCAUCCCAAGCAGACACCAGAACUCGUGCCAUCUUUGUUCUUGCAGCAAAGAAGCCUCCAUACAACGUCUACGGCAACCCAUUCUACGAAUAUGCCGGACACGGGAACGUAUUCUCAGUCACCGAUGAGGGAGCCUUAAAGGAGAAUGUGCAGAAUUACGAAUACAAUGAGCGUGCAGCCAUCCACGGCAUGGUCUUUGACUCACGCGAAGAGUACAUGUAUUCCGCAGACAUGUGGGACAACAAGAUCUGGACGCAUAAGAAGAACCCAGAGACCGGCCAUUUGCACACGGUCGGCAGUGUCAAUGCCCCUGCCUCAAAUGAUCACCCCAGAUGGGUUGCUCUUCAUCCAAAAGACACGUAUCUGUACGCCCUCAUGGAAUCUGGCAAUCGUCUGGGCGUAUAUGUCAUAGACGAACAGUCUCAUCUGCCGAUAUUCACGUACAUCACGUACCCCCUGCUACCACCUGGAAUGGACAGGUCUUUCCCAAAGAUGUAUCGAUCAGACGUCGUGUUCUUGUCACAUAGUGCCAAGUAUCUCUUUGCUACUGCACGAUCCAAUAGCGCCUCACUUACUGGGUAUAUCUCCGUGUUCGAGCUUGGUCCGUCCGGUAACAUUGUGCGCCAUAUAUGUAUGAAUCCUACACCAACUAGUGGAGGCCACUCCAAUGCGAUCAGUCCAUGCGAUUGGAGCGACGAAUGGUAUGCGCUUACCGAUGACGAAAAGGGUUUCAUUGAGAUAUAUCGCUGGAACGAAGGGUUUCUGGGAAGGGUCGCACAUUGCGAUGUUCCAGAGCCAGGCUUUGGGAUGAAUGCAAUUUGGUAUGAUUAGGCAAGAAAGCUGCAUAGACGGAGAUAGACGGCAUGUAUACGAAACAGAAAGAUGUCAUUAUCCGAGUCGCGAGAACGUGCACAUCUCACCCAAUGUGGCCGCCACCAACCAGCCGCCCUAAAUGCCGAAGCCAGGGGCCGGGGUCUUCUCCGGACCUUAGCGUUAGCCUAGCGCAACUCCCCACAUCUAGCCCAGCUUACCCUUACCCUCCUCUUCCCGUCCCCACCGUCAGGCCUCAGA